Molecule: messenger RNA, 518 nt
Organism: Phytophthora sojae
Lineage: Eukaryota; Oomycota; Peronosporomycetes; Peronosporales; Peronosporaceae
Exons: 1
Coding region: 35-388 (117 amino acids)
Source: RefSeq, a predicted model, not a curated record
GCGCGCUCCAGCUCAAGUCCCUCCUUCCUCGACGAUGCAGCUCCUGCCCACCCUCGCCGUUGCCGCCGCCACCGCCGCCGCCGCGCUCGUACUCGCUGAGCAGGAGGUGCACCUCCGGAUGCACCUGACCGAGCACAAGUUCUACGUGACGCCCAUCGGCCAGCAGUGCGCCUUCAACAACUGCGUGGAUCCGUCCGUGUACCCGUGCGCCAACGGCGUCUGCGUGCGCCUCAACUACACGUACGGCAUCUGCAGCGACGACUCCAAGGACAUGAGCGCCGACGUGGACUACGACGACCCGAAGCUGCUCUGCCCGUACCCGAACCCGUACAACAGCAAGCUCGGCUCGCUCGGCGACGAGGAGGACGACGACACCGAUGACGCGUAAACCAACAGACGCGACUCGUCGGCCCCUCCCUAGUGUUAGGAGAGAGAGAGAACAACGUGUAUAUCCCGAACUUAAAUGUAAACACGGUCUAUAAGCAAUCGACGUCUCUGUAGACGGCAUUGAACCAUGG